Aureobasidium musti is the source of this 1608-nucleotide messenger RNA. Lineage: Eukaryota; Fungi; Ascomycota; Dothideomycetes; Dothideales; Saccotheciaceae. The record is from the annotation of a GenBank genome assembly.
AUGCAGCAGCCAAGCGCAACCCUGGCUUCGACUACUACCCAGGCACAUCAAACUCACGAUGACACAACAAACCAUUCGAAUGUCGAUGCCGAGAAGACAGUUGGUACAGUGCUUUCUGGUGCGGAUUAUGAGCCUCCCUUCUCGAUCUUUACUCUUACCGAAAAGAAACUCAUCGUCUUAACCAUAUCUUUUAUUGGUCUGGUAUCCCCAUUAUCAGCGAGCAUAUACUUCCCAGCUAUCAACACACUGGCAAAAGACCUUCAUGUCUCAACAUCAGACAUCAAUCUGACCGUAACUACUUACCUGGUAAGUCGUUCAACUUCCAUUGCCAAAGUCCCUGACAUUAACACUUUACUCCAGAUCUUUCAGGCCAUUGGUCCGACCCUCUUUGGCAAUCUGUCUGACGUUCAUGGAAGAAGGCCAGCUUACAUCAGCUGUCUUACAAUCUCGAUCGCGGCCAACGUCGCAUUGGCCUGCCAAAGAUCAUACCCUGCCCUCCUGGUCCUCCGUUGUGUUCAAAGCUCUGGCUCUGCGGCUACAGUUGCUUUAGCUCAAGCUGUCGUUGCUGACGUUUCGACAAGAGCGGAAAGAGGUAAGUGGAUUGCUUAUGCAAGCAUAGCGAUGAUGAUGGGUCCUGCUCUAGGUCCUCUAGUCGGCGGACUGCUGGAUGCCUAUCUUGGCUGGCCAUCUAUCUUUUGGUUUUUGGCCAUAUUUUCUGGAGCUAUGUUGAUGGCAACCCUGUGUUUUCUCCCCGAAACUUCCCGGGCUGUUGUUGGAAACGGAUCUAUUCCGCCACAGAAAUGGAACAGAACGCUGUGGUCAUGCUUAAGAAAGAAGGAUAUCACUGAGCAGACCAACACAUUACAGCGCUCGACUAAGAGGCCAAGCCCGAUCCAGUCUUUGCUCGUCUUACUCAAGAAAGAAGACGGCCUUAUUCUGCUCUACGGAGCCUUGUUGUACGCUGGCUUCUACAUUGUUCUUAUCACCCUGACCGACCAACUCUCGCAGCGCUAUGGCCUGAACACUGUUCAAAUCGGUCUCUGCUACCUACCCUUUGGUGUCGGAUGCAUGGCCUCGCGCUUUUCUGUUGGUAUACUUCUAGACCGAAACUACAAACGGCUAGCACGUCAGCUCGACCCGUCUGGCGAAUCUGAUCCCAACGCCAAAGAAUCUGACGCCUUUCCCAUUGAGAAGGCUCGUCUACAGAUCGGCAUUCCAGCGAUUCUUGCCUCGGCUAUUAUUACCAUAACCUACGGCUGGGUCCUGUAUUACAAAACCUCGUUGGCAGGACCACUGGUCAUGUUGUUCUUCGUCGGCAAUUUCACCACUGGAGCAUUCAAUGUGUUUAGCACCUUGAUUAUCGAUAUUAACUUGCACCAGCCAGGUACAGCAGCUGCAGCAAACAAUCUGGCCAGAUGUGGUAUGGGGGCCGCUUUUACGGCCUUUGCACAACCUUUGGUGAAUGCCAUCGGAAUUGGAUGGGCGAGCGUUGCAGUUUCUUUUCUAUGGAUUUUGGCAGCACCUUGUCUGUUUGCAGUCGUGACAUGGGGACCCAAGUGGCGUGCUGCAGAGAAACUGAAGCUAGAGCAAAGAGAGGUUCGGAAAUGA